Sorghum bicolor (sorghum) is the source of this 646-nucleotide messenger RNA. Its product is annotated as translation initiation factor IF-2-like. The transcript is spliced from 2 exons. Lineage: Eukaryota; Viridiplantae; Streptophyta; Magnoliopsida; Poales; Poaceae. The record is from RefSeq and is a predicted model, not a curated record. The coding region runs from base 20 to 592 and encodes 190 amino acids.
GCGCCUGGCCGAACUCAACAUGGCGCCUCCGUUUGUUCCUCCCUCGGCUCUCGUCGCCUCAUCGUCCAUCAGGUCACCUACGCCCUCUAUGCGUAUGCCCCUGCGCCCUCAACAAGCUGCUGGAGGGCAGCAGUCUGGCAACGGCCGCGGCCGACGCUGUCGCGGGCGCGGCCAAGGUGGUCAGCACGGCGGCGCAACCGGUGGCCAGCAGGGUGGAUCUUCAGGCGGCCAGCCAUGGCCCUCCAUCCUCAACCCAUGGACCGGGUCCAUCCACAUGUGGCCCGGCUCCACCCCUGGAGGUCCUCGCGGCCAGCCUCCUCGCGCCAUCUUGCCUACACCGUCACAGCAACCCUUGUUGGCCGGCGUGCCCCAUGCCUACAUCAACGCACCUUCGGCCCCUGGGUCAUACUACCAGGCGCCCCAGGCGCCCACAUGGUCGCCAUGGACUCCCGAGUACCUCGCCAACGCCUUCAGCACCGUCUCCCUCACCCCACCACCGACAUCUUUGGACUGGGUGAUCGACUCGGGUGCCUCCUCUCACAUCGCCUCCAACCCUGGAUCUCCGUACCAGGGACACCCUCCUUCGAUGUGACAGCUCGGGACCGCUCUACACCUUGCAGCUGUCGUCGUCACCCUCUGGUCCCUG